This is a messenger RNA of Abrus precatorius (Indian licorice), 1239 nucleotides long. Its product is annotated as WAT1-related protein At1g68170-like. The transcript is spliced from 7 exons. Gene Ontology annotation, cellular component: plasma membrane. The coding region runs from base 1 to 1239 and encodes 412 amino acids. NCBI's taxonomy places the organism in Eukaryota, Viridiplantae, Streptophyta, Magnoliopsida, Fabales, Fabaceae. The record is from RefSeq and is a predicted model, not a curated record. Gene Ontology annotation, molecular function: transmembrane transporter activity.
AUGUCACGUAUUAGAAAAGUCAUAGGAGGCCUCAAGCCUGCGUUUCUGAUGGUGGUGGUUCAAUUUUCUUAUGCUGGGGUUAGCAUUUUGUACAAAAUGGUUGCAAAUGAUGGCAUGAGUUUGAGUGUCCUUAUGGCCUAUCGCUUUCUCUUUGCAUCUCUUUUCAUGGUUCCUCUUGCCUACCUUGUCGAAAGAAAGAGCAAGCCACGAAUCACAGUACAAGUACUCAUUCAAGCAUUUCUUUGUGGAUUAUUUGGGGCAUCCUUACAACAAAAUUUGUUCGUGGAAGCAGUGGCUUUGGCAAGUGCAACAUAUGCUACGGCCAUGUACAACCUCAUUCCUGGUGUUACAUUUAUCUUAGCCGUCAUCUUUGGAUUAGAAAGGCUGAACAUUAAAGCAUCAACAGGGAAAGCCAAGGUGCUUGGAACUGUGAUGGGAAUAGGUGGAGCCAUGAUGCUCACAUUCUGUAAGAGCACUGAGAUUCACAUCUGGUCAACGCAUGUGAACCUGAUGCGACAUCUACAGCCACACGAUGUGCCUGAAACUCAAGUUUGGGGCACUUCUCUUGCUUUGGGCACUUGUGUAUCCUAUUCAAUAUGGUUGAUAAUUCAGGCUAGGAUGAGCGAAAAGUUUCCCUGGCAUUACACAAGUGCGGCAUUGAUGUCAGUGAUGGCCUGCAUUCAAUCAAUUAUAUUUGCUCUAGUGAUGGAAAGAAAAAACUGGAGUCGUUGGAAGCUUGGCUGGAAUAUCAGACUUCUCACUGCAGUUUAUACGGGUGUUGUGGCAUCUGGACUGGCUUGGGUUCUCAUAACGUGGUGCGUGUGCUUAAAGGGCCCACUUUUUGCUUCAAUUUUCAACCCCCUCUUCCUAGUUCUAGUGGCCAUUGCAGGGUCUCUGGUGUUGGAUGAAAGGCUCCAAUUGGGAAGCAUAAUAGGUUCAUUAUUGAUUGUGUUGGGGCUAUACACUGUCUUGUGGGGUAAAGGAGAAGAAUUUAAGAGAACUAUCAAGAUGAAGCUAACAAAAGGCUCAUUCGAAGUUGAAUCAUUGGAGACAAUUACCAAAAAUCAUGCAAAUGGUAAAUGUUUUGAAAAUGAUAAUAGUGACAUGAAUUCUGGUAUUACUGUUACUACCGUAAAAGAAGGAAAAGGACAAAGUGAAGUGGAAGAUGCUUCAACAAAUGGGACCGGAGAAAAUAAAAUUAAGGAAAUUCCAAUUGACUAUGAAGGACCAAAAAGGUAG